Penicillium diatomitis is the source of this 597-nucleotide messenger RNA. Its product is annotated as DUF967 domain protein. Gene Ontology annotation, biological process: post-translational protein targeting to endoplasmic reticulum membrane. Lineage: Eukaryota; Fungi; Ascomycota; Eurotiomycetes; Eurotiales; Aspergillaceae. Bases 1 to 597 code for a protein of 198 amino acids. Gene Ontology annotation, cellular component: TRC complex. The transcript has 2 exons. The record is from RefSeq and is a predicted model, not a curated record.
AUGGCACUCUCCGCACCCAGCACAGACCCAACAACCCUCGCCACCCAAGAACAAUCCGACCCCUACAAAUUCCAAACCUUCACCACAACAACCGCCUGGGCCCUGGGCACCGCCCUCCGCACUCGCCUCCUCUCCCUCCCUUCCUCCCAACGCAAACCCGCCCUCAUCAACAUCUCCCUCGCGACCGGCACCUCCACGCCGCACACCCUCUUCCAAUGCGCCACCGAGCCCGGCACCAUCCCGGACAACGAGAACUGGGUGCGUCGCAAGCGCAACACGGUCAUGCGCUGGGGCCUGUCAAGCUGGGCGAUGCGGAUGAAGAUGGUCUCCGGUCUCAAGGCGGCGGGAGGUGCGGAUGCGAGCGCGAGUGUGAGUGCGGACGAGAUUGAGAAGGCAUUUGUGAAGAAAUAUGCGCUGGGUAGCUCGUGUGGUGGUGCGGUGGCGGACGAGUUUGCGAUUCACGGGGGUGGGUGGCCGGUCAGGGUCCGGGGGGUCGAGGGCAUUGUGGCGGUUGUGGUGGUUAGUGGGUUGAAGCAGGAGGAUGAUCAUGCAGUGGUGGCAGAGACUAUUAAGGAGUUGGUCGCUGAGGGUUAUUGA